Molecule: messenger RNA, 453 nt
Organism: Dovyalis caffra
Lineage: Eukaryota; Viridiplantae; Streptophyta; Magnoliopsida; Malpighiales; Salicaceae
Source: the annotation of a GenBank genome assembly
AUGGCAAUUGCAAGUUCAGGUACGCAAUCACCUCCACUUACAAAACCAAGUCCUCAACUUGAAGUAGAGACAGUAAAAUGUGACUCUUGUGGAUUCACUGAAGACUGCACUCCUGCUUACAUUUCCCGUGUUCGUGAACGAUACCAAGGUCGUUGGAUUUGUGGGCUUUGUGGGGAGGCGGUGAAAGAUGAAGUACUGAGAUCAGAUAGGCUUAUCUCCACAGAAGAAGCCUUAAACAGACACAUCAGUUUUUGCAAAGACUUUCGGUCCUCGAGUACUCCCGCGAAUCAAACAGAGCAUCCUAUCUUUGUCAUGGGCAGGAUUCUUCGAAGGAGUUUGGAUUCUCCGCGAGCUCUUCGAUCCAAUUCUAGCAGUGUUUUGCCUGAUGUUGACAAGAUUGAAGGGUCUUCCUUGGUUCGAUCAGGGAGUUGUUUCUCUGCUUUAUCUCGUUGA